AUGGCUCGUAAUGCUGAGAAAUCACAAUCGAUGCUGUUCCGCUUCAGGGAAGCGCAACAAGCAGAGUUGGGUAUUAUCGAUGCUGGAAGGACGCGGCGCCCUAAGAUGAUAACGGAAGUCUCAUCUAUACCAUCAUGCGAGAAAUGGAGAGGCCAAGUUCUGAAGGAGAUCUCACGCAAAGUCAGCAAGAUCCAGGAUCCAAGUUUGAGUGACUUCAUGAUUCGAGAUUUGAACGAUGAAAUCAAUAAGGCUAUGAGAGAGAAAUAUAUGUGGGAGGUGCAGAUUAAAAAUUUGGGGGGUCCGAAUUAUAUGCGAGGCGGAGGGAAAGUCUACGAUGAUGAAGGGCGGGAGAUACCAGGUGGUGGGAAGGGUUACAGGUAUUUUGGACGUGCCAAAGAGUUACCGGGAGUCAAAGAAAUGUUCGAAGCUGCAACAAUAAAAACCCGCGAAGAUCAACCUCUAGAGUCGAGAGUAGACCUGCGAAAACAAGUCGAUGCUUCAUAUUAUGGUUACAACCUUGAUGAAGAAGACGGCACUUUGUUAGAUUAUGAAAUACAAAAAGAGAAAGAGGCUUACGAGAACUUAUUGGAAGGCAAAGACAAGAACACACCCGAUGGAUGGGAGCCGUUACCCGGAGACGCAGGCGAUGGCGCAGGAUGGAGAUUACCGACGAGCGAAGAAGUCCAGGAAGAGCUUGUUGAUAGGCGACGAAGACGAUUACUGGACAAACUGGGAUAA
This is a messenger RNA of Botrytis sinoallii, 738 nucleotides long. RefSeq lists its product as uncharacterized. The transcript has 3 exons. Gene Ontology annotation, biological process: mRNA 3'-splice site recognition; generation of catalytic spliceosome for second transesterification step. Lineage: Eukaryota; Fungi; Ascomycota; Leotiomycetes; Helotiales; Sclerotiniaceae. The record is from RefSeq and is a predicted model, not a curated record. Bases 1 to 738 code for a protein of 245 amino acids. Gene Ontology annotation, cellular component: catalytic step 2 spliceosome; Prp19 complex; post-mRNA release spliceosomal complex.